Molecule: messenger RNA, 6014 nt
Organism: Oncorhynchus kisutch (coho salmon)
Lineage: Eukaryota; Metazoa; Chordata; Actinopteri; Salmoniformes; Salmonidae
Product: neuroglobin-1
Exons: 5
Coding region: 2338-2817 (159 amino acids)
Molecular function (GO): oxygen binding; heme binding
Source: RefSeq, a predicted model, not a curated record
AUACUUUCGCAAAGGCACUGUAUUUAUAAGUAAUUUUGAAUUUUACAAUGGCAGGGUAUUAUGGAAUAUUAAAUGUAUGGCUGCAUAAUAUUUCAACCUUAUUAAAACUGACUAUCAAGGGCUUAUUUGGUUUUAUACAAUUUUGCCGGGAUACGCGUGGCAUUACAAAGGAGAACAGAUACUUAGUAACCAGAUGGAAAAAAAGAGUUUAAAAACAAAACAUAGGCCAAUACUACAGAUUCUGAAUGGUCCUGGUGUAGUUAGUAUGUCAUCCCUCACUGAUAAAUCAAAGUGCUGACAGUGAUCUAAGGGAUAUUAUAGUACGAUAUUAAAUCUGUCAUGCAAGGCCAUAAAUAUGUUGCCAAUGGACAGGUCCAAUAUGGACAGGAAACGUCAGAAAUGGACAUUUCUUUGAUGCUUUGGUUAAGGUCUCUGGCUAUUUCAAGAGCCACAGUGCCAGUUAAGUAUAUAGGUCUAGACAUUCAUCUGCCAUCACAAAAGGCAUUCAGUGCACUGCUCUCUGCCCAUUUCCACUUCAAAUGGGGUUUAAUACUGGCCUCCACAGUGAGCUGAAGCAGUUUACAGCCAUGUAUUUAUGGGAUUUUGCUAACCAGAUGGAAAUAUCUGAAUAUGUAUUUACAUUACUGGAUAUCAAGUUGGCUGAUGAAACACACUCAAAGAAGCUGACAACAGAUCCCUACACACUGUAGCUGGCAGCCGACCACCAGUUUAUAUGGUCAUUUGGAGGGUACCAUCACAGAACCGUGAUGUGAAGUCCCACCUCAAAUGUUUGGCUGUAUUCGGAUAAAGAUGGCUAUGGAAGUCAUUGAGUGACCUUAAAUGGUCUUUUACACUGUACAGUAGGCCUGAAAUCCCAUCAAUCAAACCAGCUGUAAUCCCAUCAAUCAGCUGAAAUCCCAUCAAUCAAACCAGGUUCACAUCGGUUGGAGAUGCUUGAAUGACAGAUCCAAGAGAGCUCAAGCAUCACAUGACAGAAGUUCAAGGGCUCCAGUGAGGUUGUCAUGGAAACCAUGUUUCUCCUCUUUACACCCCCCCAGUGGUCAAGCAGGAGACUGCUUUUUACCAUCUUGGGUAUUCCAUACAGAAGUUACUAUAAACACAGAGAAUGCAUUGACUAACAGCAUAAGAUCAUAUGGAAUACAACACUAUCACCUCUCUGGCCCAGAGAAUAGUAUGGCAAGGCUGUUUAAUUACAUCCUAACUUUAAAAGGUGUGGGGGAAAAACCUAUGUAAUGAAACGGUUGAGCAAGCAUUCCAAUAAAACAUGCAAUAGCAUGGCUGAGAAAAAACCCAUCUCUUAUGUGGGGUAAUGACAUGCUGUAAGUUUGGCCACCAGACUUGGUCAUCUGAGUGUCUGAGAAGACGCCUCUCCAAGCAGUUAAACAAUAACCAUAUACUUUCGCAAAGGUGGAGCCCUCAAGUCUGUUAUUACUUCAGCUACAAUAUAAAAAUUCCCACACAUUUCAUUAUUCAAGUGCUCCAGAUUAAGUGUCUGUGGUUGAAGCACUACAGAGUUUCAUUCAGUGUAGUUUUUGGGCAUAAAACUAUCUGAUGGUAGAAAGAUUCAUUGCAAGGUUAAAGAGCAACUCUAAAAUGUUAAUUUUGGCCCCCAAUUGGGGUCUGACAUUCCCCAUCAUGCAACAUCAUGCUUAUGAUUAACUGUUUACUUAUCCCGCAUUAGUUCAUUGCACUCUAACCUUAUAUGAGGUGACCAGUGGGAGGAGUUAUAGGAGGAUGGGCUCAUUGUAAUGGCUGGAAUGGAAUGAAUGUAAGGGUAUCAAUCACAUCAAACAUAUGGAAACCACAUGUUUGACUCGAUUCCAUGCCACUACAAUGAGCCUGUUCUCCUAUAGCUCCUAUCACCAGCCUCCUCUGGAGGUGACAGUGCAAGUCAAGGUGCACCCUAUAUGUGUUUGUUUAUUUAUGGGGAGGUUGAUGUUUUUGACAGCCCUUGGUUCACCUGCAGGAGGAGCUGUAGCUCAUCACAUACUCAACAGAUAAAAAGAGAGAAAUCUUUCCUUCUUUAGUGGGGUGAACAAACCCACAGCGCUGGAGAGAGAGCAUAGCGGGAGAGAGAAAGGGGGAGGGACAGAGACAGCAGUCAGUGUGACAGAUAAGAGCGGCGGAUGACUUGUCUCUCUCUGAAUGCACCGUGAGCAAGAGAGCAAUUUCCAGGUGGGUCGUCAGAGGUUUCCCAAGCCGAGUCUACAAACAGUGUAAUGGGUUGCCCAGACCGGAGGCUUUUCCUCUGAUCCUGCAAAGAGGUUGGCGUAUUCCUGCAACGAGAACUAGUCCUCACAUUGAGCGACCCUGGGCAUGGAGAAGCUGACAGAGAAAGAGAAGGAGCUGAUCCGAGUCAGCUGGGAGAGUCUUGGCAAGAACAAAGUUCCACACGGAGUCAUCAUGUUCUCCAGACUGUUUGAACUAGAGCCUGCACUCCUCAACCUCUUUCACUACAACACAAACUGUGGCACCAUACAAGACUGCCUCUCCAGCCCUGAGUUCCUGGACCAUGUCACAAAGGUAAUGUUGGUGAUCGAUGCAGCAGUCAGUCACCUGGACAACCUCCAUACCUUGGAGGAUUUUCUGCUCAACCUGGGGAAGAAGCACCAGGCAGUCGGGGUUAACACCCAGUCCUUCGCUGUGGUGGGGGAGUCCCUUCUCUACAUGUUGCAGUGCAGUCUGGGUCAGGGGUACACAGCCCCGCUGCGUCAGGCCUGGCUCAACAUGUACACCAUUGUAGUGGCGGCCAUGAGCAGAGGAUGGGCCAAGAACGGAGAACACAAGACUGACUGAAACAUACGCUUGGGGUCUGCUACCAGUUGCUGUCUAAUCACCCUCAUGGUUGCUAUGGAGUAAGGUUGUAUAACUCACAGCAUAAAGGUUUGAUUGCUGUAUAUGGUGAACGAAUGGCGUUAUCACACUUGACACAACAAAUAAUGGUCGAAUCACCUGGUGUUCAGAGUUAACUGUUUUUGCUGUGGAUGUUGUAGCUGCCAGAGUGCUGCUAUAACAUUGUGGGGAGGUUAUGGGUCAACCAGACCUUUGGUCUGCAGUUUGAGUUCCUCAUAUUAGAGGAAGCAUAGGGUUAAAUUAAGGUAAUAACUGAAAUUGCUCUGUAAAUAAUGCCUUGAUGUAUCUACUCAAAUAAUUACAUUGAUUGUGGUGGUUUUUGUGAUGUAUCUUAGUCACACAAUUGUCAAACACUGGCUAUAUUGACUAUUACUUGGCUGGAAUGGGCAGCUACAAUAUGGGCCCUCUCCCAAAUCAACCAGUGAUAUAGAAACAUUGAUCACAAAAGUACAGUAUGUCCAAGAUUAUUGUUUAGAGUGAUUGUCAUGAUUCUAUAUUUAUAUCUUUGAGUUAGGCUAGGGACCUGAUAAUGGCACAUACUAAUGCUCUCCUUUCUUUGUGUGUGUCCAUGACCUGGAGUGUAACAAUCCUUAGAGGUGAACUUGAUUCUUAAAGCCAUUGGUAUUAUUAACAAACACAUUACUUUUGAUGAUGCUCAAUAGAAAAUGACAAGAACUGUUCAUGUAUUCUAAAGCUUUUCUAUGUGAUCUCUAUGACUGUUAGGGUGUCCAUGUGCACCUUUGUCUGAAAUGUGUAUGUGGCACUCUCCUCUCCUCUCCUCUCCUCUCCUCUCCUCUCCUCUCCUCUCCUCUCCUCUCCUCUCCUCUCCUCUCCUCUCCUCUCCUCUCCUCUCCUCUCCUCUCCUCUCCUCUCCUCCGACAGUAGAGGUUGUAAAGCUCACGUUGCCAUAUGCGUAUUACCAUAAUAUUUCAAUAGGCUUCAACUGACUGUUACUUAUUCUAAAAUAAAUGGUUCUUCUCCUCUCUUGAGUUCUAGCUAAUUGAUGUAAUGGAACUCAACAGUAGAUUAUUUGCUUGAGGGUCUUUGGGCUUGACUUAGUUUAGGCUCAUUCAGUUUUCACUAAUUGUAAAUGUAAAGUGGUGUUGAACCACAUACUGUAUCUAUAUAUUGUAAAUACUGCUAUCAUAUGUUGUAAACAGGCCAGAAAUAUAGUAGUAAUCUAUUUAGGCUUUUUGGACCCAAUAGGUAAUUGACAAUUGAGGCGGCAGGGUAGCCUAGUGGUUAGAGCGUUGGACUAAUAACCGAAAAGUUGCAAGUUCAAAUCCCGAGCUGACAAGGUACAAAUCUGUCGUUCUGCCACUGAACAGGCAGUUAACCCACUGUUCCUAGGGUGUCAUUGAAAAUAAGAAUUUGUUCUUAACUGACUUGCCUAGUUAAAUAAAGGUAAAAAAACAAAGCCAGGAUUUAUUCAGACAUUUUUUCUUCCCUAUUUAGCUCAUAGUUCAUUAAGAGCUUGGAGUAUCUUUCUGUGGACAACCGUAAAGCAUUUAUUGAUAAACAAAUUUCACUACAUCCAACCUGAAAUAGUAAGCAAUGAUAGUUAGAGAUGACAGUUAGAGAUGACAGAGAUGAUAGUUAGAGAUGAUAGAGAUGAUAGUUAGAGAUGAUAGUUCGAGACGAUAGUUAGAGAUGAUAGAGAUGAUAGUUAGAGAUGAUAGUUAGAGAUGAUAGAGAUGAAGGUUAGAGAUGAUAGAGAUGAAGGUUAGAGAUGACAGAGAUGAUAGUUAGAGAUGAUAGAGAUGAAGGUUAGAGAUGACAGAGAUGAAGGUUAGAGAUGACAGAGAUGAUAGUUAGAGAUGAUAGAGAUGAAGGUUAGAGAUGACAGAGAUGAUAGAGAUGAUAGUUAGAGAUGAUAGAGAUGAAGGUUAGAGAUGACAGAGAUGAUAGUUAGAGAUGAUAGAGAUGAAGGUUAGAGAUGAUAGAGAUGAUAGUUAGAGAUGAUAGAGAUGAUAGUUAGAGAUGAUAGAGAUGAAGGUUAGAGAUGACAGAGAUGAUAGUUAGAGAUGUGUAUGUCCAUUUUACUGCUAUGAACACAUUUACCUAUAUGCUUCUAUACAGUGUGUAUCAUUCGUUAUCUUCCUGUACAUUGAAAGUCACAAUGCCAAGUUAGCUAUAAUACACCAAGUAUUUGAUAAUAACACUACACUACUAUAUCUCCAAUCUGCUGAUAUGUGGUGAAUAUUGCUUCAGUCUGAGAUUACUUUUAUACAAUGUAUUUUUGUAUUUUCAAGUGUUUUACGUAUGUGAAUGACUAUAUGCCAUUGCAAACACAGUUUUUCCAAACUGUUACGUUAACCACAACAUUUAUGUCAAAUCCAUGUAUUUUUCUUUUAAUUUGCAGCACAAGGCUGUUAAGCAUUUUAAAUAUUGAUGAGUGAGCUUUUAUCCUUAAGUCAUUAUAAAUGUAAGAGAGACAUUUCUCCUCAAUCAGUAUAAUUGCCAUAUUAUCAAUGUGUGAUCCCUACAAGGAUGUCUGUUGGCAUUGAAUACACAACCAUUUCAUUACCAUGUCUAAAGGAGAUCUCACUUUAUCUUUACUUUCAAUCACCUGUGAGCUUUAUUUUCAGGCCAUGGCAGCACUACUAAUUCAGAUUUGUUCCCCUCUCCCACUUUCCAACUAGCAUAAUGAGUUUCCCUUACCAGAUUAACCAUUCUCCUGAAUCAAAAAGCAUUAUCAAUAGAGAAUCUACAUUGAACGUGCUUUUUAGUUCAAGAAGAAGCUUCAUCUGAGUCUAGGAAACCAGACCUAUGAGUUGAACACAUUUUCUAAUAUGUCUAUACAUGGCACUAGGCAGAUUGCUGUGUGUAUUGUCUCGAUUUCAAAGAUCUGAGAGUAGGCCUGUUUUGUGUGUGUGUGUGUGAAUUGCAUUGGUACAUUUAAAUAACAUGAUAUUCUGUUUAUGAGUUUCUCAAUGUCUACCUCGUCAACUCAGCUGCGAACAGCAAUGAUUUCAACUAUCCUUUAACCAAAAACACGUGACACUUAAUGCAAAUACAUACUCCCUCAACCAAACAGCUCGUAAAAUGGACCCCAUCCAAUACUUAUGUAAUGUGUUGUGUGCUUACUCAAUUAAUAGUAAAUAAAGGUGAUCUUUUGUGGACAUACUACUGAAAAAAAA